UAUGAUAUUAUAUAUACUAAUGAUUACCGACACAAUUCACAUCCAUCAAAAAACUAUCCAAAACAAAAAAAAAGUAUAAUCCAAAACAUUUGAAAGCACAUUAAAUUAAAAGAUGGGAAAAGUGCAAGUUUAUGGGUUUUGGGUUAGUCCAUACAGCAAGAGAGUGGAAAUAGCCCUUAAAAUGAAGGGUAUUGAUUAUGAAGUUAUAGAGGAAGAUCUUCAAAACAAGAGUGAACAAUUAUUAAAGUAUAAUCCUGUUCAUAAAAAGAUACCGGUUUUGGUACAUGAUGGAAAUCCCAUUGUUGAGUCAUUACUAAUUUUGGAAUACGUUGAUGAAGUUUGGAAAACCAAUCCUCUCUUGCCUACUAAUCCUUAUCAAAAAGCCUAUGCUCGUUUUUGGGCUCGUUUUAUCGAUGAUAAGAUAACACCGACGGUAAAAACUGCUCUUAUGACUGAAGGAGAAGAAAGUGAGAAAGCAUUAGAAGAACUCCAUGAGCUUCUCAACAUCCUUGAAAAUGAGAUAAAAGGAAAGAAGUUUUUUGGAGGAGAAAACAUUGGAUAUUUGGACAUAGUUGCUUCAAUGAUAGCCUUUUGGAUCCCAUGCUUGCAAGAAGUUUUACACAAAGAGGUUAUUACAAAAGAGAAGUAUCCAUCAAUUUGCAAUUGGACUAAUGAGCUCUUAGCUUGUAGUGUUGUCAAUCAAAACUUGCCUAAUAAGGAGAAAUUGCUAGCAUUCUAUAGAGCUCGUUUUGCCAAUAAAAGUUAAAAUGCCCACAAUUAACUACAUUGGAUCCUCAUCUACUAUCUUUAAGCCAUUCUACUUAUCCCCUCUCUUGUUAAUUAAAAACUCGUUUCAACUAAAGUGAUAUACGUUUUUAGCUUGUGCCUUGUUGUGCAAGGUUAAGUUUGUUAUUGAAAUAAAAUUUUAAUAUGAGUUAUCAGAUAUUAUCUUAGUUGGAGUAUGUAUUGUUUUUCUUCAAGUUUAUUUUACCUUGUUUUGAUUUGCAUUGAGCCUCCUCUACAGUCCUACCCUUCCCUUAGCCUACCAUGUACCGAUAUAAACGUGUUGACUUGUUCUAGAGUAGGAAGUUAGAAGAUGUUCCUAAGAUAUAAUUAUUUUUCAUAUUAAGGUUAAGGGUAUUCAUUCAUAAGUUGUUUGAUGUAGCAUACUAUCAAAUAUAAAUUCUGAUCAAAGUUUAACUUUAAAAAGGAUCGUAUAAAGACUUAAUAUAUGUUUUUUUAAGUUU
Molecule: messenger RNA, 1247 nt
Organism: Amaranthus tricolor (Joseph's coat)
Lineage: Eukaryota; Viridiplantae; Streptophyta; Magnoliopsida; Caryophyllales; Amaranthaceae
Product: probable glutathione S-transferase
Exons: 2
Coding region: 113-766 (217 amino acids)
Biological process (GO): glutathione metabolic process
Cellular component (GO): cytoplasm
Molecular function (GO): glutathione transferase activity
Source: RefSeq, a predicted model, not a curated record